UUUCUCUUACAAAAAGUGUUUGCUCUGUUCCUGCUUUCCCUUCCUCCCUCUUUUUCUUCCCUGUAAGCACAAAGGCUUUUAAACCCUAAGAUCUGUAGUUCUUUUUGCUUUUUCUUGUUACCGUGACAGCAUGUAUCUCUGUUGCUGAAGAAUGAAGCAGGCAGGCUGGAGUUUUUUUAUGUUCAGUGCUUUUGGGACCACUAAGGAGCAGUCCGCAGAGAAAUAUGUACAGCAACUGUGCCAACUGAGUUUCUCGUGCCUGUUAUCUGUCACUUAUUCUGACUAAAAGGGUGAAAGGAUGAUGUGAUGGAGGUGAACAUGGGCCACUGGUCAGGCAUACGGCCCCCUCCACCUUGCCUUGCCCUUCUGCUUGCUGAGCUCCUGGCCUCCCUCUUCGAGGUAGCACACGGAGCCGCCCCGCUUGGCUUUCACUUCACACAUUCCACUUACAAUGCGACUGUGUACGAGAAUUCGGCAGCCAGGACCUAUGUCAACAGUCAAACGAGAAUGGGCAUUACCUUGUCCGACCUUUCUUGGGAUAUCAAGUACAGGAUAGUGUCUGGUGAUGAUGAAGGCUUUUUUAAAGCAGAGGAAGUUGUCAUUGCUGACUUUUGCUUCUUGAGAAUAAGGACUAAAGGUGGGAAUUCUGCUAUAUUAAACAGAGAAAUCCAGGACAACUAUUUAUUGAUAGUGAAAGGAUCUGUCAGAGGAGAGGACUUGGAAGCAUGGACAAAAGUGAACAUCCAGGUUUUGGAUAUGAAUGACUUAAGACCUUUGUUUUCACCAACCACAUAUUCUGUUACAAUAGCAGAAAGCACUCCAUUAAGGACUAGCAUUGCACAGGUGACUGCAACGGAUGCGGAUAUUGGGUCCAAUGGCGAAUUUUAUUAUUAUUUCAAAAGCAAAGUUGAUCUCUUCUCGGUACAUCCUACGAGUGGUGUUAUUUCCUUAAGUGGCCGGUUAAACUAUGAUGAAAAAAACAGGUAUGAUCUUGAGAUUUUGGCUGUGGACCGUGGGAUGAAGCUUUAUGGAAAUAAUGGUGUAAGCAGUACAGCUAAGCUUUAUGUUCACAUUGAACGUAUAAAUGAACAUGCUCCAACGAUAAGUGUAGUAACACAUAUUCCCUUCCCAUCAGACAAGGAGCCUACCUAUGCAGUCGUUAACAUUGACGACCUAGAUGAAGGAGCCAAUGGAGAAAUUGAAUCUGUUUCGAUUGUGGCUGGAGAUCCACUAGAGCAGUUCUUUCUGAUUAAAGAAGGCAAAUGGAUGAAUGAGUACAAAAUCAAAGAAAGAAAGCCUAUUGACUGGGACAGCUUUCCCUAUGGUUACAACCUGACUCUCCAAGCAAAAGACAAAGGAUCUCCUCAGAAGUUUUCUGCAGUCAAACUGGUCCACAUUGCUAGUCCCAAGAAAGAAAGCGUUCCCUUGAAGUUUGAAAAGGAAGCGUAUGAUGUUUCGAUCAGUGAAUUUUCACCUCCAGGUGUGGUGGUUGCAGUCGUUAAGCUGAUGCCUGAGCCCCUGGGUGUGGAAUACAGAAUAUCUCCUAGUGAGGGUGCUGAGAAUUUUAAGAUCAAUCCUAUCACAGGCCUCAUUACUACCGCUCAUUCUUUAAAAAUCAUUGAGAAGGACCUCUACGAGUUAGAAGUAUAUACCAACAAGGGUGAUGAUUUAAAAGCACAGGUUACCAUCAGGUUAGAAGAUGCCAAUGAUCACACUCCAGAAUUCCAGCAGCCUUCGUACAGCUCAUUCGUCAAUGAAAGUGUCCCGGUGGGGUUUAGCGUUUUGGCAGUUUCAGCAGUCGAUAAAGACAGGGGAGAAAAUGGAUACAUAACAUACAGCAUUGCCAGUCUGAACUCACUACCAUUUAUAAUAAAUCAAUUUACAGGUGUCAUCAGCACAUCUGAAGAACUGGAUUUUGAGUCCUCACCAGAAAGCUACAGGUUCAUCGUGAGGGCUUCCGACUGGGGUUCUCCUUACCGCCAUGAAAGCGAGGUGAAUGUUACCAUAUACAUAGGCAACGUCAAUGAUAACAAACCCCUCUUUGAAAAGGUGGCAUGCCAGGGAGUGAUUUCAUCUGACUUUCCUGUUGGUGGUCACAUUACUGCUGUUUCUGCUAUAGACAUAGAUGAGUUGGAGCUUGUAAAGUACAAAAUAAUCUCUGGAAAUGAGCUUGGCCUUUUUUAUUUAAAUCCUGAUUCUGGUGUCCUGCAACUUAAAAAAUCUCUAAUUAAUUCUGGCAUAAAGAACAGCAACUUUGGCCUUAAGAUAACGGCCACUGAUGGAGAGAACUUUGCUGAUGCUAUGUUUAUUAAUAUUUCAAUAGUUCAUGGGAAAGUAUCUUCAAAGACAUUUAGCUGUAGAGAGACAAGAGUUGCACAGAGGCUAGCAGAAAAAUUGCUCAAAAAGGCAAAAGCAAAUGUGAAGUUGAAUUUGGAAGAUGGUUUUCUCGAUUAUUAUUCAGUGAACAGGCAGGCACCACAUUUUGACAAAACCUUUCCAACUGAUGUGAUGGUUUCAGAGGAUCUGCCAGUUGGUGCCACCAUCCUGAGGAUAAAAGCCUAUGAUGCAGACUCAGGCUUUAAUGGAAAGGUAGUUUAUACAAUUUCUGAUGGUAAUGCAGAUAGUUGUUUCAACAUUGACAUAGAGACAGGGGUACUAAAAGUUCUUAUGCCCUUGGACCGUGAAAAAACAGAUCUCUAUAUUCUUAAUAUUACAAUUUACGAUUUAGGUAACCCACAGAAAUCUGCGUGGAGACUGUUGACUGUCACAGUAGGGGAUGCAAAUGAUAACAAGCCCGUUUUUUUACAGGACAGUUACUCAGUUAACAUUUUAGAAAGUACAAGUCUUGGUACAGAGAUUAUCCAAGUAGAAGCCAGAGACAAAGACCUUGGGUCCAAUGGGGAAGUGACUUACUCAGUUUUGACAGACACCCAGCAAUUUGCCAUCAACAGUUCGACGGGAGUGGUGUAUGUGGCUGAUCAACUAGAUCGGGAAACAAAAGCAAACUACACCCUAAAAAUUGAGGCUAGGGACAAAGCAGAGAGUGGCCAUCAGCAGUUUUCCGUUGUGCCUCUGAAGGUGUUUUUGGAUGAUGUCAAUGAUUGUUCUCCAGCCUUCAUCCCAUCCAGUUACAACGUGAAGGUGCUUGAGGACCUGCCAGUUGGCACUGUCAUAGCUUGGUUGGAAACCCACGAUCCAGAUCUUGGCUUGGGAGGUCAGGUCCGAUACUCGCUGGUGAAUGAUUACAACGGGCGUUUUGAGAUAGACAAAGCCAGUGGUGCUAUCCGCUUGAGCAAAGAGCUGGAUUAUGAAAAGCAACAGUUCUACAACCUGACUGUGCGUGCCAAGGACAAGGGACGUCCAGUUUCUCUCUCUUCCGUUUCUUUUGUGGAAGUGGAAGUGGUGGAUGUUAAUGAAAAUCUCUAUACUCCCUAUUUUCCUGACUUUGCUGUCAUUGGAUCUGUAAAGGAAAACUCCCGUGUUGGUACAAGUGUUUUGCAAGUUGUUGCUCGAGAUGAGGACUCUGGAAGGGAUGGGGAGAUCCAAUAUUCCAUCAGGGAUGGCAGUGGACUGGGGAGAUUCAGCAUAGAUGAAGAGACUGGAGUUAUCUACACAGCAGAUGUCCUUGACCGGGAGACAACCAGGUCCUACUGGCUGACAGUGUAUGCGACUGACCACGGGGUCGUCCCGCUCUACGCUACCAUCGAAGUCUACAUCGAGGUGGAGGAUGUGAAUGACAAUGCCCCGCUCACCUCUGAACCCAUCUAUUACCCAUCCGUCAUGGAAAACUCCCCGAAGGAUGUAUCUGUCAUUCAGAUCCAAGCCCAGGACCCUGACUCCAGCACUAAUGAAAAACUGGCUUACCGGAUUACGAGUGGAAAUCCCCAGAAUUUCUUCGUAAUCAAUCCCAAAACAGGUCUGAUUACAACAACAUCAAGAAAAUUGGAUCGAGAACAGCAAGCAGAGCAUUUUUUGGAGGUGACCGUCUCAGAUGGAGGCACGUCUCCCAAGCAGUCCGCAGUUUGGGUGGUGGUCCAGGUUCUGGAUGAGAAUGACAACAAACCCCAGUUUCCAGAGAAAGUCUAUCAGAUCAAGUUGCCAGAGAGGGACCGUAAGAAAAGAGGGGAGCCAAUCUACAGAGCUUUUGCUUUUGACAAAGAUGAAGGCCCUAAUGCAGAAAUCUCAUACAGCAUUGUGGAUGGAAAUGAUGAUGGGAAAUUUUUUAUUGAUCCCAAAACAGGGAUGGUGUCUUCCAGAAAGCAGUUCACAGCGGGGAGCUAUGACAUCUUAACGAUAAAAGCAGUGGACAAUGGCCGGCCCCAAAAGUCUUCGACUGCACGCCUCCACAUCGAGUGGAUCAAAAAGCCCACGCCCUCGCCUGUGCCCCUGACUUUUGAUGAACCCUUCUACAACUUCACCGUCAUGGAAAGCGACAAAGUGACAGAAAUUGUUGGGGUGGUCUCUGUGCAGCCAUCCAACAUCCCUCUCUGGUUUGACAUUGUGGGAGGGAAUUACGAUAGUUCUUUCGACGCGGAGAAGGGAGUGGGCACUAUUGUCAUUGCAAAGCCCUUGGAUGCAGAGCAGCGGUCAAUAUAUAAUAUGACUGUGGAGGUCACCGAUGGAACAAACAUUGCCACGACUCAGGUCUUUAUCAAAGUGUUGGAUAACAAUGAUAAUGGCCCAGAAUUCUCUCAGCCAAGUUAUGAUGUCACCAUCUCAGAGGACAUCCUCCCCGAUACUGAAAUUCUGCAGAUUGAAGCUAUAGACAGAGAUGAGAAGCAUAAGCUGAGCUACACUAUUCACAGCAGCAUCGAUGCGGUCAGCAUGAGAAAAUUCAGAAUUGAUCCCAGUACUGGGGUGCUCUAUACUGCGGAGAGAUUAGACCACGAAGCUCAAGAUAAGCACAUCCUUAAUGUCAUGGUCCGAGAUCAAGAAUUCCCUUACAGAAGAAACCUGGCCAGAGUCAUCAUAAACGUGGAAGACUCCAAUGACCACAGCCCAUACUUCACCAGCCCGCUGUAUGAAGCCUCAGUGUAUGAGUCAGCAGCUGUUGGGUCAGCGGUUUUACAGGUCACGGCUUUAGACAAAGACAAAGGAGAAAAUGCGGAGCUUGUCUACACUAUUGAAGCAGGAAAUACAGGAAACACAUUCAAGAUUGAACCAGUUUUAGGGAUCAUUACAUUACUGAAGGAGCCAGACCUAACAACAAUGGGACAGUUUGUUCUGUCGGUUAAAGUGACUGAUCAGGGUUCUCCACCACUGUCUGCAACAGCAAUUGUACGGAUAUCUGUGACAAUGGCAGAUAACUCCCACCCUAAGUUCACCCUCAAAGAAUACCAAGCAGAGGUUAAUGAAAAUGUGGAUAUUGGCACUUCUGUCAUCUCUCUUUCUGCAAUCAGUCAGUCCACAUUAGUUUAUGAGGUUAAAGAUGGGAAUGUGGAUGGAAUCUUCACUAUAAACCCAUACUCUGGAGUCAUCACCAGUCAAAAGGCUCUUGAUUAUGAACGUGCUUCCUUCUAUCAGCUCAUCGUACAGGCAACAAAUAUGGCAGGGAUGGCAUCAAAUGCCACAGUGAACAUUCAGAUUGUUGAUGAAAAUGAUAACCCACCAGUUUUUCUCUUCUCUCAGUACUCAGGCAGCAUAAGCGAAGCCGCUCCCAUAAACAGCAUUGUCCGGAGUGCAAAUAACAGUCCCCUUGUGAUUCGUGCCACUGAUGCUGACAGUAACCAGAAUGCCUUGCUCGUCUACCAGAUUGUUGAAUCUACUGCAAAGAAAUAUUUCACAGUAGAUUCCAGCACAGGUGCAAUCAGAACAAUUGCAAAUUUAGAUCAUGAAACAAUAGCACACUUCCACUUCCACGUGCAUGUUAGAGACAGUGGAAAUCCCCAGCUUACAGCAGAGAGUCCUGUCGAAGUUACCAUUGAGGUAACUGAUGUCAAUGACAACCCACCAGUCUUCAGUCAAGCGGUGUUUGAGACUCUCUUGCUUCUGCCCACGUAUGUUGGUGUUGAGGUUCUCAAAGUCAAGGCUACAGACCCAGAUUCAGAGAUCCCUCCUGAACUCACGUAUAGUCUAAUUGAAGGCAGUAUGGACCAUUUUUUGAUUGAUUCAAACACAGGGGUACUCACCAUUAAAAACAGUAGCCUCUCCAAAGACCAUUAUAUGCUAAUAGUAAGAGUAUCUGAUGGGAAAUUCUAUAGCACUGCUAUGGUGACAAUAAUGGUAAAAGAAGCCAUGGAUAGCGGGCUACAUUUCACACAGAAUUUUUAUUCUACUUCUAUCUCAGAAAACACUACUAACAUCACAAAGAUCGCCGUGGUAAAUGCUGUUGGUAACCGUCUUAAUGAGCCCUUGAAGUACAGCAUAUUAAACCCAGGAAACAAAUUUAAAAUUAAAUCCACGUCGGGAGUCAUUCAGACAACUGGUAUAUCCUUUGAUCGAGAGGAACAAGAGCUGUAUGAAUUGGUGGUGGAAGCAAGCCGUGAACUAGAUCACCUUCGUGUUGCACGAGUGGUGGUGAGGGUUUACAUUGAGGAUAUAAAUGACAAUGCACCAGUGUUUGUAGGGCUUCCAUACUACGCUGCUGUGCAAGUUGAUGCUGAGCCUGGUACCCUAAUAUAUCGAGUGACGGCUAUUGAUAAAGAUAAGGAUGAAAAUGGUGAUGUGUCAUAUCUUCUGAAGGAAGACUACGGACAUUUUGAAAUUGAUAGGGGAACUGGUAGUGUCACUCUAAAAGAAGCUUUCAAUUCUGACUUAUCUAAUAUAGAGUAUUUGGUUGUCAUUCUUGCAAAAGAUGGUGGCAACCCAUCACUGUCUGCUUCGGUAGAACUCCCCAUUACUAUUGUUAACAAAGCUAUGCCUGUGUUUGACAAGCCCUUCUAUACAGCCUCCGUGAAUGAAGAUAUAGAAAUCCACACACCAAUUUUAAGCAUAAAUGCAACCAGUCCAGAAGGCCAGGGUAUCAUUUAUAUCAUUGUUGAAGGAGAUCCUUAUAACCAGUUUAAUAUUGACUUUGAUACUGGAGUUCUGAGUGUCAUCAGCCCACUGGACUAUGAAAUAAAUUCUCUUUUCAAGCUGGUGGUGCGAGCCAGCGAUGCUCUCACUGGUGCUCGAGCUGAAGUUACUGUGGACUUGGUCGUUAAUGACGUGAAUGAUAAUCCUCCAGUUUUUGAUCAGUCAGCUUAUAAUGCUACUCUGUCUGAAGCAUCUUUGAUUGGGACUCCUGUAUUGCAGGUUGUUGCUACUGAUGCUGAUUCUGACAAUAACAAAAUUGUGCAGUAUCAGAUAGUCCAGGACACCUUUAACAGCACGGAUUAUUUCCAUAUAGACAGCACAAGUGGCCUAAUUCUGACAGCACGUAUGUUGGAUCAUGAACUCAUACAGCAGUGCAGCUUGAAAGUCAGGGCAACUGAUAACGGGUUCCCACCACUUAGCAGUGAGGUUCUUGUUAGUAUCUCAAUAACAGAUAUGAAUGACAACCCUCCUGUUUUUAACCAGCUGAUAUACGAAUCGUAUGUUAGCGAGCUGGCACCUCGGGGUCAUUUCGUGACUUGCGUCCAAGCCUCUGAUGCUGACAGCUCUGAUUUUGACAGACUGGAGUACAGCAUCCUAUCAGGAAAUGAUCGGACCAGUUUCAUUAUGGAUAGCAAGAGUGGCGUAAUCACCCUUUCCAACCAUCGGAAGCAGAGAAUGGAGCCUAUGUACAGUCUAAAUGUCUCUGUCUCAGAUGGCUUGUUCACCAGCACAGCUCAGGUGCAUAUACAGAUCCUCGGGGCCAACCUCUACAGCCCUGUGUUUUCACAGAGUGUUUAUGUUGCAGAGGUCAGAGAAAAUGCAGCUCCGGGAACUAAAGUGCUCCACGUGAAGGCCACAGAUGGAGAUUCAGGUGUAUAUGGCCAGAUAAGCUACUCCAUAAUAAAUGACUUUGCCAAGGACCGCUUUUUGAUUGAUAGCAAUGGGCAGAUCCUAACAACUGAACGCUUAGACCGGGAGAACUUGCUAGAAAGUGAUAUUGGGAUAUUUCUGAGAGCACUUGAUGGAGGUGGCAGGACUACAUUUUGCACUGUGAGAGUGAUAGUAGUGGAUGAGAAUGACAAUGCUCCUCAGUUUAUGACAGUUGAAUACAGAGCAAGUGUCAAAGCAGAUGUUGGGAAGGGUUACUUGGUGACCCAAGUGCAAGCAGUAGAUCCGGAUGAUGGAGUCAAUUCUAGAAUUACCUAUUCUCUGUAUAGUGAGGCCUCAGUUUCGGUUGCUGAUCUGCUUGAAAUAGAUCCAGACAAUGGAUGGAUGGUCACCAAGGGUAGCUUUAACCAACUGAAAAACACAGUUCUGUCAUUCUUUGUCAAAGCAGUUGAUGGUGGCAUUCCUGUAAAGCAUUCUCUCAUCCCUGUCUAUAUCCAUGUUUUACCUCCAGAAACUAUUUUGCCUUCCUUUUCUCAACCUCAGUAUUCCUUCACCCUAGCAGAAGACACCCUCAUAGGCAGCACCAUUGACAUUGUGCAUAUUGUGCCUAAUCAGGGGGCUUUGUAUAGCACAGUUAACGGAGAGCUGACGGAAAACAACAAAGAUGGCAUAUUCAUCAUUGAGCAAGACACGGGGCUCAUAAAACUGGAUAAGAGACUUGACCAUGAGACAAAUUCUGCUUUUCACUUCAAAGUGGCAGCCACCAUUCAGUUAGACAAAGUAGACAUUGUCGUGACAGUGGAUGUAGAGGUUAAAGUGUUGGAUGUAAAUGACAACAAGCCCAUGUUUGAAACAGCUAGCUAUGAUGCUAUAAUAAUGGAAGGGAUGCCUAUAGGAACAAAACUUACGCAAGUUAAAGCAGUUGAUGCAGACUCAAGUGCAAAUGGGCAGGUCACCUAUACACUUGCAGUGGAAUCAGAGCUGGAAAAGAUCACAGAAGCUUUCACCAUUGAUAGCAACAGUGGGUGGAUCAGCACACUGAAGGAUCUGGACCAUGAAAAGGAUCCCACUUUCACUUUUGCAGUGGUGGCCUCAGAUCUGGGGGAAACUUUAUCCCUGUCAUCAACCACCUUGGUCUCAGUUGCUGUGACGGACGUAAAUGAUAAUGCACCUGUCUUUGAGCAUGAGGUGUACAGAGGGUCUGUGAAGGAGAGUGACCCCCCCGGAGAGGUGGUGGCUGUCCUUAGCACCUGGGAUGAAGACACAUCUGAUGUCAACCGGCAGGUUAGCUACCAUAUUACAGGAGGGAAUCCCAAAGGGAAGUUUGCUCUGGGACUGGUUCAGAACGAGUGGAAGGUUUACGUAAAAAGGCCACUAGAUCGGGAAGAACAAGACGUUUAUUAUCUGAACAUCACUGCCACAGAUGGCCUCUUUGUAACCCAAGCUGCAGUGGAAGUGACUGUCACUGACGUUAAUGAUAACAGUCCUGUUUGUGAACAGGUUGCAUACACAGCACUGUUUCCUGAAGACAUUCCAUCAAACAAAGUCAUUCUAAAAAUUGGUGCUAAAGAUGCUGACAUUGGGUCCCAUGGUGAAAUUCGCUACUCUCUUUAUGGUCCUGGGAACAAUAAGUUUUUCUUAGAUCCAGAAAAUGGUGAGCUGAAAUCCUUGGCCCCACUCGACCGAGAGAAAAUCCCCGUGUACAACUUGGUUGCUCGAGCUACAGAUGGUGGUGGCAGGUUUUGCCAGUCAGAAAUCCAUCUAAUUUUAGAAGAUGUUAAUGAUAAUCCACCAGUGUUUUCAUCUGAUCACUACACUGCAUGUGUCUAUGAGAAUACAGCCACUAAAGCAUUGCUAACAAGAGUCCAAGCUACUGAUCCUGAUGUUGGUGUGAACAGAAAAGUUACCUAUUCCCUCGCAGAUUCUGCAGAUGGUUACUUCUCAGUUGACCGGUCAUCGGGAAUCAUUAUUUUGGAGCAUCCACUUGAUAGAGAGCUUCAGUCUUCCUAUAACAUCAGUGUAAAGGCCUCAGAUCAGAGUAUUGUGCUGACCUUGUCCUCAUUUGCAACUGUUACCAUUACAGUGCUAGAUAUUAAUGACAAUCCCCCUGUGUUUGAAAGGAGAGAUUAUCUUGUUACAGUACCUGAAGACACUUCACCUGGCACUGAAGUGCUCUCUGUUUUUGCUACAAGCCAGGACAUUGGCACUAACGCUGAGAUUACCUAUCUCAUCAGAUCUGGGAACGAGAAGGGGAGGUUCAACAUUAACUCAAAAACAGGAGCCAUUUCCAUUUCUGAAUCUUUGGAUUAUGAAUCGUGUAAGGAUUUCUACUUAGUAGUGGAGGCAAAAGAUGGAGGUACUCCAGCCCUGAGUGCUGUUACAACUGUGAACGUCAACGUGACGGAUGUCAAUGACAACGCUCCAAAGUUCAGCCAGGUAGUCUACAGCGCAGUCAUCAGUGAAGAUGCUGCAAUUGGAGAUUCCGUUAUAAUGUUGAUAGCAGAAGAUCUGGACAGUCCUUCCAAUGGCCAAAUCCAUUUUUCCAUAGUGAGUGGUGAUCAAGACAAUGAAUUUUCAGUCGAUCCUGGUUCAGGACUCGUGAAGGUUAAAAAGAAAUUGGAUAGAGAAAGGAUAUCUGGUUAUUCAUUAGUUAUUCAGGCAAGAGACAGUGGCACCCCUCCUUUGUCUUCAUCUGUGACGGUCAACGUGGACAUUUCCGAUGUGAACGAUAACAGCCCUGUGUUUACUCCAGCUAACUAUACAGCUGUAAUUCAAGAAAAUAAACCAGUGGGCACAAGCAUUUUGCAGCUGGUAGUGACAGACAAAGACUCUUUUCACAAUGGCCCUCCUUUUACCUUCACCAUCCUCACUGGCAAUGAAGAGGAGGAGUUUACACUGGACCCUAACGGUGUCUUGAGAUCUGCAGUCAUCUUCAAGCACAUGGUUGCAACCGAAUAUGUACUCUGUGUGCAGGCAAAAGACUCUGGGAAACCUCAGCAGGUUUCCCACACCUACAUUCAGGUGAGGGUUAUUGAAGAAAGCAUCCACAAACCAACUGCCAUUCCACUGGAGAUUUUCAUUGUCACCAUGGAAGAUGACUUUCCAGGCGGAGUCAUUGGGAAAAUUCACGCCACAGAUCAGGAUGUGUACGAUGUCCUCACUUACACGCUAAAAUCAGAGCAGAAAAGUUUGUUCAAGGUUAACAACCACGAUGGGAAGAUCAUUGCCCUAGGAGGACUCGAUAACGGCAAGUACGUCCUAAACGUGUCUGUCAGUGAUGGCCGGUUCCAGGUGCCCAUCGAUGUUGUGGUCCACGUUGAGCAAUUACUUCAGGAAAUGCUGCAGAACACCGUCACCAUCCGCUUUGAGAACGUUUCCCCGGAAGACUUUGUGGGCCUUCAUAUGCACGGGUUCAGGCGCACCUUGCGAAACGCGGUGCUCUCCCAAAAACAAGACAGCCUGCACAUCAUCAGCAUUCAGCCGGUGGCAGGCAGCAAUCAGCUCGACAUGCUGUUUGCAGUUCAGAUGCACAGCGGCGGUUUCUAUAAGCCUGCCUUUUUGAUUCAGAAGCUUACCAAUGCCAGGAGACACUUGGAAAAUGUGAUUCGUAUUUCUGCUAUCUUGGAGAAGAAUUGCUCUGGACUGGAUUGUCAGGAACAACACUGUGAGCAAAGUCUAUCUAUUGAUUCACAUUCUCUGAUGACCUACAGCACGGCACGAAUUAGUUUUGUGUGCCCCCGCUUUUACCGGAAUGUGCGCUGCAUGUGCAAUGGAGGACUGUGCCCAGGGUCUAAUGAUCCCUGUCUGGAGAAGCCGUGCCCAGGGGACAUGCAGUGUGUGGGGUAUGAAGCUAACCGGAGACCCUUCAUCUGCCAGUGCCCACCGGGGAAGCUUGGCGAAUGCUCAGGCCACACUUCCCUUAGCUUUGCUGGGAAUAGUUACAUUAAAUACCGUGUUUCUGAAAAUAGCAAGAAAGAGGAAUUCAAGUUGGCUCUACGUCUGCGAACCCUGCAAAGCAAUGGGAUUAUAAUGUACACCAGAGCGAAUCCCUGUAUAAUUCUGAAGAUUGUCGAUGGCAAACUGUGGUUCCAGUUGGACUGCGGGACUGGCCCGGGGAUCCUGGGAAUUUCUGGCAGGGCUGUCAAUGACGGCAGCUGGCACUCGGUUUUCCUGGAGCUGAAUCGCAACUUCACGAGCUUGUCCCUGGAUGACAGCUACGUGGAGCGCCGCAAAGCCCCCCUCUACUUCCAGACCCUCAGCACGGAUAGCUCCGUCUAUUUUGGAGCACAGGUCCAAGUGGAUAACGUCCGCAGCCUGACUGACAAGAGAACCACGCAGGUUUUGAGCGGCUUCCAGGGCUGCCUGGAUUCAGUCGUCCUAAACAAUAACGAGCUGCCCCUGCAGAACAAGCGCAGCAGCUUUGCAGAAGUGGUUGGCUUGACAGAGCUGAAACUCGGCUGUGUACUGUACCCCGACGCCUGCGAAAGGCAUCCCUGCCAGAACGGCGGCACCUGUACCAGCGUGCCAUCUGGUGGCUACCAGUGCAAUUGCCUCUCUCAGUUUACUGGAAGAAAUUGUGAAUCAGAGAUCACAGCCUGCUUCCCAAAUCCCUGCCGGAAUGGAGGCUCAUGCGAUCCCAUUGGCAAUGCUUUCAUCUGCAACUGCAAAAAUGGCCUGACUGGAGUAACGUGUGAAGAAGAUAUCAAUGAGUGCGAAAGAGAAGAAUGUGAAAAUGGUGGCUCCUGCGUCAACGUAUUUGGUUCAUUUCUGUGCAACUGCACCGCUGGCUACGUGGGGCAGUACUGCGGUCUUCGCCCUGUGGUGGUUCCCAAUAUACAAGCCGGGCAUUCGUACGUCGGCAAGGAGGAGCUGAUAGGAAUAGCCGUGGUUCUGUUUGUCAUAUUUGUGUUGAUCAUCCUUUUUAUAAUUUUUCGCAAGAAAGUAUUCCGGAAGAACUAUUCCCGCAAUAACAUCACGCUUGUACAGGAUCCAGCCACUGCUGCCCUGCUGAACAAGAGCAACGGCAUCCAGUUCAAAAACAUCAGAAACAGCGGAGACAGCAGGAACAUCUACCAGGAGGUUGGGCCUCCUCAGGUCCCUGUAAGGCCGAUGGCCUACACCCCAUGCUUCCAGAGUGACUCGCGGAAUAACCUGGACAAGAUAGUGGAUGGGCUUGGCGUGGAGCACCAGGAGAUGACAACAUUUCAUCCCGAGUCCCCUCGGAUCCUGACAGCCAGGCGGGGUGUGGUGGUGUGCAGCGUGGCUCCCAACUUGCCCGCGGUGUCUCCUUGCCGCUCCGACUGUGACUCCAUCAGGAAGAGCACGUGGGAUGCUGGAACGGAAAGUAAAGGGGUUGAUGACGCUGAAGAAGUGACCUGUUUUGCAGGAAGUAAUAAAGGCAGCAACUCUGAAGUACAGUCCCUCAGCUCCUUCCAGUCUGAUUCGGGUGAUGACAAUGCGUACCACUGGGAUACCUCAGACUGGAUGCCAAGCGCUCGUUUAUCAGACAUUGAGGAAGUGCCCAAUUUUGAAGCAGCAGACGGAGGCUCAGCUCAUCACGGCAGCACCAGAGAACUGGAGACGGAUUACUACCUUGGUGGCUACGACAUCGACAGCGACUACCCACCCCCUCACGAAGAGGAGUUUCUGAGCCAGGACCAGUUACCACCUCCUCUUCCAGAGGACUACCCGGACCAGUACGAAGCCCUUCCGCCCUCGCAGCCGGUCUCGAUGGCAAAUACGCUCAGCCCCGACUGCCGGCGACGGCCGCACUUCCACCCCAGCCAGUACCUCCCUCCUCACCAGUUCCCCCACGAGACAGACACCGCAGGGGCUCAGACUGGGAACGAAUUUAGUACUUUUGCUGUUGGCCCAAGUCAGAACACAGAAAACGUUAGUGCAGGUAAGAUGCCCUUAUCCUUGCACAACUCUCUAGAUGCCUCCUCCUCUGAUGUCUCAGCCAGCUGCGGCUUUGAUGACUCUGAAGUAGCCAUGAGUGACUUUGAAAGCGUGGAGGAACUCAAACUAGAAAAUGUUCACAUUCCAUUUGUGGAGACCCAGCAUCAGACACAAGUGUAAAGGAAGCUCCCUUCUUCUUUCUCUUCUUCCUUUUUUUUUUUUGUCAUUUGGUCCAAUUAAUAGUAUAAAUAUUGAGAAGAAAUUUUGCUGAAGGUGUAUCUAUAUAUAUUGGGCAAUGCAAAAAUACAGUAUAACCCAUUAUUACCUUGUUCAGAAAUGAUAUUGUAUGUGCAGACACGAAGAGACCAACUGUGUUAAGUAUUACACAUUACAAAAUUGUUACAGACAAUCUGAAGAGUGUGUACCUUCUAUUUAUUACCAAGAGUAAAACUUAUGAGGAAGGGGAAAAUGAUCUCAUUCAUUGCUGAAUAAAUUCUUUUUCUCCCUCCCACCUCCACCUAGGGCUUGGGGUUGUUUUUUUUUUUUGUUAUUGUAUUAUUAAAAGUGUUACAGUGUUAUGAUCUUCCUACAGUAUUAAAGAACUGGUAUGGAUCAUUCCAAGAGGCAAUGUUGCAUGAAAUAUUGUCAGUGGAAGACUGAAAGCAAUUGAUCACUGAGGCUGCUAUGUACAUCACGUCAGAUGGCUUAAAAAACAGCAUUUACAAAUUGACCUAUCAAAGAUAUCAUUUGUCCAUAAAUAUUUGUCUAUGGUUUUGUUUGUUGCAUAACAUUUCAUUCUACUUCAUGUACAUAUACAGCAACGCAUAUACAGCAUAUAUUUAGUCUAAAUCAGCCCACUUUGGUUGCCGUUUUUCAACACAAUGUCAGAGGUAUGUGUACAACUUCACCAGUGAGGACUUCCAGAAGUGUCCUACCUUGUCUCUGUAUCAGCCAAGAUCUGCCCCAGCUGUGUACCUACAGCUUCCCUUGACUUCUGUAUGAAAUGUGAACAUGGAUCUGAAAACAGUUGGAAAACCUAAGGUAUCUGUCACACGGCUGUGUUUUUUUUUUUAAUUCCUUGCUUGGGCAAUCUCCUCUUUAACAGCAGUCAUCAUGCUGCAAUUAUUGCAGUAAAAUUAGUUGUAAUUAAGUUGCAUAAAACGUUGCUAUCAUCUCAAACUGUUAGUUUAACAUCAUUUGGCAAAUGUCCAUCCUUAGUGUUUAUGGGAAGAGUUCUCAGCUGCUGCAAACUGACUCAGUCGGUGGAACUGCAUGGAUGGGUCGUGACAAGGGAUCUGAUUUUAGAUUUUCUGCAAGAUGUGCAUGUGAUUUCGCAGGAUUUGAGGACUUCCAAAGGUUGUUUGCAGACUGCAGGAAAUCAUUGUGGAAUGAAGACGACGGCGGCAUUACUGUGAUCUUAUGCUUUCCUCAGCCUGGUUGGAGUUUAUGGCCUUUCGCGAUGAUUGGCCGGAACAGCUCAGUGCAAUAUGGAAAUGUGGGAUUCACACUCAGUGUCUACACACCCAUUGCUCAGUGCUAAGAUAAUGUUUUACCACUGCUUUUUACAUCAUCUCUAUACCUUACACAAUGAAUGUGAGUCUGUAGUCUACAUUGCUGCUGGAGUUUCAUCCAUUCCUGCCAUGGCAUCAUUCAGUCAUUUUGAAAAGCUGUUGAAUACAUGUCAUUGUUAUUAAUGAACAGAUUCAUUAACAGAUUUUCUGUGCUACUUUCCAUAUCCUUGGUCAAAUAUGUUAAUGGAAUAGUUUCAGCGGUUGUAUUCUGGGAUGUGUUCUUGACUGACUGGAGUUUCACACAGAAUUAAGUUGUGGGUCAUUUCUUGUCAUACAGGAACUUGUUAUUCACAAAUCACCCCCAGCAAAAAGAAAUUAUUAAUAGAAUAUAAUUGAAGUAAUUACAGCUUGUAACACUUUUAAUAAAACGGGAUUUCUAAAACUCUCAGAAGUAGAUAUGAUAUGCAGUAAUUGUUCAUGAGAAAACAGCUCAUUAUACAGGUGCAUGAAUAAACUGAGUGAGCUUUUGGAAAGACCACGUACUGCACAUACAAGUAUUAUCAAGUACUUGUCUGCCAAUAGUUUGUGUCCAUUGAAUUUAUGAAUGUCACUUGGUCUUCUCAAAGUAAACAUGUUUCUGUGGCAGUGAUAUAUUCUGAAUGUGCUCACAGUACGUUUCUGCUCCCUUUCCCUGCUCUUCUCCUCUCGUUUUCAAGAAAAAAUAAUGGAAAUGUGUAUCGCGAUUGCAAGGAACUGAGGGAUUGGCCAAUGAGCUAUGAAGUGGUUUGGCAAGCCUUGAAGCGCAGACGGAGGAUGAUGUGCACUGCUCAUGAAGUUGGUGUUGCAGGAAAGCGGAUGCAAGAAUUAGAUUGGUAUCUCUUCAAGGUUAGGAACAACUGAGUUGGAAAAGCAAAGCUGCAAGUUUAGCUGCUACAAAGUAAUUUUAAAACUGGCAUGACGCUCUGAGAGCGAGGUACUCUUUUAGCGUCUACUUGUAGCUUAUGUGAGGUUUUGCUCCUACUCAGUUUUGGUGUGAGACAUUUCUAUCUUUUAUGCAAUUAGUUCUCUUUUAGCCCCCAGCUAGUUAUGAAGUGUUCUUGUCAUCGUUCUUCUGUAGUGGGAAGUCUUGAGUAAGCCCAAGACACUGAUAUCAAAACUGUCCUGGGACAUAUCAAAAGUGUCACAAGGGAGAGCACCACAGAAGCUUAGCAACUGCUAUACUGAAAAGACCAGUGUUUCUUACCAAGCUUGUUGCCUCAGUAAUAUCUUGUUGGUAGUGAAUUUUACUAGUAAAAUAUGCAGAAAUACAAUGUAUAGUACUUUUUCUGUUUUGAUGUUGUUGCCAUUCCAUUUCACUGAACGCCUACAUAUGAAAGUGCUGUGGGGACGCUGCCAAGGAUCACCCAUUCGUCCUUCUCUGUCCCACUCAUGAUUUCUAUACCUCAGUACCUCCUCCCCUCCAAAUGAAGUCAUCCCAGCCUGAUUGUUCCAUCUUCAAACAAAUGCCCCUCUGUGGAUAUUGGUACUUCUGUGGCCUUUCUGGUUCUGUUCUGGCUCAUUUUGAUGAUGAUAAGACCUGAAUGCAGAUGUCAAAGUUAGAUACUUCUUAGGGAGUACGACUUUUGUAUUAACAUCUCUCUUGUAAAUCCAAACCAUUUUAUUAUCUUCUUAAUUACUGCUCUGCAUGGAGAAGCCCUAAUUUUCUAACCUGGAAGAUAACAACAUAUACACAACCUAAUUAGUGUUCACGUUGUUCCAUCCAAUAUAUAUUUAUUUUUCUGCCAUAUGCAGCAAAUUUGUGUUGCUGUUGCCAUCAUUCUCAGCUCCCUAGUUUUGUUACAGCUUCCCUUGCCAUCUCUGCUGAUCUGAUUGGCCUUGGUCCUGUGUUUGUAUUUCAGUUCACAUUCCUGUAGAUGGCUCUACUACACACUAUUUUCUUUCAGGAUCAGCUGUGAGGAGAGAUUUCAUAGACUUAAAUGCUGAUCCGUAUCAGUGGAUUGCAACCCUUAGGAUCAAGACAGUCUUUGCUUCUUGUAAAAAGGCAAAACAAAUAACUUGCUAAAAUGCAAAUAUGUACUUGUAUAGAGAAUACAAGACUUUGCAAGAGGGUGUCUGUCUGAGGAAAAGAAUGCAUGUUCCCUAAAUUUUGGUCAGAAUACAUGGAGAGCCUUUUGAUAACUCUGAGAAGAGCCUUAAAAUGACUGACAACAUAAUUUAUGCUGCCAAUGCCACAUGAAGUGGCCUUGUGCAAAAGGAAAAAGUAGACUCACGUACCUUUCUUAAAUAUGGUAAUUUUUUUGUCUUUGGGUUAUAGACAUCUUAAAAAACAAAUAAAUAAAUAAAUAAACACGUAGUCCCAAAGAUACUGGAUGUGAUUGCUGUCCUGAUCCAGUAUCUUCCAGUUGGGCACAGAGACAAUGGUGACACCAAGGAGCCACAGCAUCACUUCCCUCCCACAGGGCCAAGUGCUGUAGAUCACUGUAAAGUUGCCUUCCUAUAGGACAUGGCAUGUAAGGGCAACAGAGAAGAUGAUGUAACACAGAUUCAUUACAGUGCUGUGAUUUCUAAGCAGUCCAGAAAUUUUCCUAAAACUUUGUGAUGUCCCUUGGGUUUGUUUAGCAAAUAGAGCAACUCAGAGCUGGAAGGAGCCACUGCCUCUGUUUUCCUGAUGGCAGAAGGUUGUGUGCAACAGCAUGGGCUUUCCGCCUCGGCAUGUCCCACACACAAGUUAAAUUUAGGUCCUUCAGUCCUGAAGUAGUGCUGGCUUUCAUUCAUCGGUACCCUCAGAAACUCAGCCUGGAUGCAGCACAGGGAGGCAACGCAUGACACUGAAAUGCUGAUUAAUAGAGCGGCAGAAGCCUGUUGUCACUGAGAGCCAGGCAAGUGGUAAGUUUCAAGAAUGUGGCAUAAAAAUUGUUGCUGUUGGCUCAAUUAAACAUCCUUUAUAAAAAGAAAUGCGGACAGGAUGGGACAGCUGGUUAAAAGCAUGGCUUUACUCCUCAUCAAGUUCCUGUUAGAAAAGCUAAAGGAAUGCUGUAGCAUAUCCUUAAUAAUUGCAAGCAUGGGAGGGUUGAAGGUGCCCUGGACCAGUUUUUCUAAGCUGCAUUUGAAAAGGUAGCAUGCUCAAUAAUGGAGAAAAACAGCUAUUUAAAGCCAGUAGUGAAUGUAGAUCUGUGCUCCAUUGGUGUUUUUUGGAGCUAUUAACUGAGUAAUAAUGGAUAUUCCAUAGGUUUCCAAAGAGAGAGUUACAUUUUCAGGUUCAUUCUCUGUUGGUUUACCAGCGAUCACCAUGCAGUAAAACUGUGCUUUUUGCCUCUUUGCAUCAAUACACCAAACUGUGAAUUGAGCCUUAGCAGUUGAGAGUGUUGCCCAUUAUCCAUGGCCAUUAACCUGUGCUUCAUAAACUUGACAUUUAACAUCUCCAUUACCAGAAGGGGCAUUCAGUUAGUAAAUUAGCUGCAUCAUCCAAGGGAUGGGCGGGUGGGGAAGAAAUGAAAUUAAAUUCAUUUCAUUCUGUAAUAAUAAAAAGCAAUAACUACAAAUGUGUCGUAUUACACAAAGGCCAUAAGUAAUCUUUACCAGUGUUAAGAGUGCACUUGAACUGUAUUAUGGAAAGAGAUUGGAGCCCUCAGAACUGUAGCAUUCUUCUGUCAUAGGAAUACCUGAAUGGCUGUUAUUUAACAAUGCAAUGAGCCCAUACUGCCGAUUUUCAGGAGGUGACAAAGAUGUUUAUGAAUGAAAGCAGUUCUCUUUAAAGCACUGUAUCGGAAAAGAUUGUCUUGUAAAUUUUACCUGUUGCAAGCAGGCUGGUUUGUAAAAGAUGUAUGUUUUGGUGUUUAAAAAGAAGUUUAUAAAAUAAUGUAUAUAAUGGUUUCAAAUUACCAGGCUUUUGUAGAUAUUUGAUGCCAAUCAGGUCGCUUUAAUUUUUGUUUGUUUGUUUGUUUGAUAUCAUUCUGAAGAGUCAUCAAAGUUGGUUCAAACUUUUGAAGUAACAGAAAAGUUUUAGAUUUGAAAACUGGUACUUUUUAAUCAUUUCAAAAUGUACUGUAACUUUUCUUUUGGUUCAGCUCUUUCUGUUUAACUUUUUCUGUUUUUAAGAAGACGUUUUUUAUUGACUUUUUUUAAAUGAAUGUGUUUUGCACAAAAAUACCCUAGAGAUAUGAUUUUUACGCCAUUUCAAGUAGGUAUUAAGAGGUGUCAUUUCUCCAGUGACAACAAAUUCAACCUUAUGCAAAAUGGAAGGUUUAUCACUUUGAGUGGGCGUAGUCCCUCAUCCAAAAACUAAUUGUUCCUUCAUAAUUGCUGUUGGCAGUAUUGUCUUGUGUUCUUUUGCUACAAAAACAAAACAACAAAAAAAAAGUGUACAGGUUUGUAACUGCCAAAAUUUGCUAAAGUUGAUGGUUAAAACAAAUUUUCCAAGUAAACAAAAA
Molecule: messenger RNA, 19741 nt
Organism: Numida meleagris (helmeted guineafowl)
Lineage: Eukaryota; Metazoa; Chordata; Aves; Galliformes; Numididae
Gene: FAT3
Product: FAT atypical cadherin 3
Exons: 26
Coding region: 307-13980 (4557 amino acids)
Biological process (GO): homophilic cell-cell adhesion
Cellular component (GO): cell-cell junction; plasma membrane
Molecular function (GO): calcium ion binding
Source: RefSeq, a predicted model, not a curated record